UGAAAUCACGCAGACACAAACACCACCUCAUUGGCCAUUGCACUUUACAUCACAAAAACAGAGUUUGCGCGAACCGUCGAUAACAGAAAACAGAAUGGCUUCCAUGAAUUUCUUUACCACCAUUUCCCUCGCCGCCGACGGCCGGAAUUCCACCACCUAUUUUCCCCGGAGGCGGACGUACUCCGUGGCUCUCGCCGCCACUUCGCCGGAAUCUCCACCGGAAAUAGAGCUCGAGUUCAUCGGGCCGAAAGCGGAGAGUGAUGGAAAGUAUCCGGUGGAGAAAGCAAAAGCGAUAAGCGGAGAGAAGCUGUUGCGGAACAUCAUGACGGAUAACAAGAUCGAGCUUUACGCCACCUAUGGGAAACUGAUGAACUGCGGAGGAGGAGGUAGCUGUGGAACUUGCAUCGUAGAGAUUAUUGAAGGAAAAGAUCUUUUAAAUGAAAGAACCAAUACUGAACUCAGAUAUCUCAAGAAGAAACCUGAAUCUUGGAGGCUGGCUUGUCAAACUAUUGUUGGAAACAAAGAAAACUCUGGCAAGGUUGUUGUUCAAAGGAUUCCUCAGUGGAAGAAGUAAUAGACCAUACCAAGCAGGAUUUCCAUGUGUUCCUCCUCGAUUUAACAGGGUUAGAAGCAGCAGUACAAAUCAGUGAUGCCUGCAUCAUAAAUUUAUUAAAACUCUGGUUUGGUUCUUAAUGUAACCUGGCAGAUAUCUAUAAUGUAUAAUUUCCCUUCAUGUUUUUUAAUGCUUGCCACUUGGUUUAUAUUCUUUAGGUUAGUGUACAAACCUUUGGUGCACAAUAACAUCAACGAGCCAAUAUGCAGAAUAGAAUAUUGCAGAAAAGAGAAAAACAUCAGCACAAUUUUGAACUUGUUUAUAUACUUAAUCUAUGGAAUGUCUUAUCUAAGAAGCUCAAUUGAUUGCAAA
Vigna unguiculata (cowpea) is the source of this 925-nucleotide messenger RNA. Its product is annotated as 2Fe-2S ferredoxin-like superfamily protein. Gene Ontology annotation, biological process: P450-containing electron transport chain. The record is from RefSeq and is a predicted model, not a curated record. NCBI's taxonomy places the organism in Eukaryota, Viridiplantae, Streptophyta, Magnoliopsida, Fabales, Fabaceae. Gene Ontology annotation, molecular function: electron transfer activity; 2 iron, 2 sulfur cluster binding. Gene Ontology annotation, cellular component: mitochondrion.